CGUAAUUUGCCAGAAAAGCGUCUGUCAUUUAGUUGGCUGACUUAAGUAGAAAAGCUGGGAAAACAAAAAAAGAGUGAUAUCCAAGCCUUUUGUGAGUGAAAAAUCAACGCUAAACCAGUUUUCAAUUACAUUAGCCAGUACAAAACUAAGAAGCAACAAUGUUGAUCAAAGUGAAGACGCUAACCGGAAAGGAAAUCGAGAUCGACAUUGAGCCGACGGACAAGGUGGACCGAAUCAAGGAACGGGUGGAGGAAAAGGAAGGUAUUCCCCCGCAGCAGCAGCGACUGAUUUUCUCCGGCAAACAAAUGAACGAUGACAAAACUGCACAGGACUACAAGGUUCAAGGUGGUUCCGUGCUGCAUUUAGUGUUGGCACUGCGUGGUGGACGGCUGUAAAUUUUAACUGAAUGCAAACUAAGGCAAAAAUAAAUCGUAAUAAGCUGGAAGUGAGAUUGACUCGUAGACAAAAGAUGUUGGAAAAUUGUGUUCCUGGCUAUGCAAAACCCAAUUUCUAUUUCGUAAUGAUCUGAAGUUGUUUUUCUAUUAUUUGCUGGGAAAUAAAAAUGUAAUUCACCUAACAGAAAUAA
Messenger RNA from Wyeomyia smithii (pitcher-plant mosquito), 586 nucleotides. RefSeq names its product NEDD8 (gene Nedd8). NCBI's taxonomy places the organism in Eukaryota, Metazoa, Arthropoda, Insecta, Diptera, Culicidae. Gene Ontology annotation, biological process: modification-dependent protein catabolic process; regulation of proteolysis; protein neddylation. Gene Ontology annotation, molecular function: protein tag activity; ubiquitin protein ligase binding. The record is from RefSeq and is a predicted model, not a curated record. The transcript has 3 exons. Gene Ontology annotation, cellular component: nucleus; cytoplasm. The coding region runs from base 159 to 395 and encodes 78 amino acids.